AUGUUCUCCAAAACAUCUAUCAUCCUCUGCCUCUGCUUCUGGCUUGCCUUCGCCUCGGCCGCCGUCAACCUCGCCCAGAUCGUCGCCAGCAAUGAGAAUCUCGAGGAGCAGGCUACCAACGCCGACACCGACGUCAAUGAUCUCACCGCUCUGAACGGACUGGACUAUGCUCCCAAAGCCACUCAAGACCUUGCAGGGAUCAACUCAGCUCUUUCGGACCUCGUCAUCAAUGCCGGACAAGUGACGCCCACAGGGGACGGCGGCGACGAAAGUAGCGUGACCAGCUCCUUCGCCAGUUUCUCCAACGCCUUGACCAAACUCAUGAACGACCUGAUCUCCAAAGAGGAGAUGCUCGCCAUGUUCGACCAAAAGACGACGAUGUAUGGAAAUCUGACCUUCCUCGAAGACAACUACAACGCAAGUCUUCCCUGCCUCCAUGACUCGCCAUAUCGCUCCGUGGGCUAA
Letharia columbiana is the source of this 465-nucleotide messenger RNA. RefSeq lists its product as uncharacterized. The transcript is spliced from 3 exons. The record is from RefSeq and is a predicted model, not a curated record. Lineage: Eukaryota; Fungi; Ascomycota; Lecanoromycetes; Lecanorales; Parmeliaceae. The coding region runs from base 1 to 465 and encodes 154 amino acids.